This is a messenger RNA of Oldenlandia corymbosa var. corymbosa, 3574 nucleotides long. The record is from the annotation of a GenBank genome assembly. Lineage: Eukaryota; Viridiplantae; Streptophyta; Magnoliopsida; Gentianales; Rubiaceae.
GGGGGACAUAAAAAAAGAAGACAUCUUUGGUUCUAGGUGUCACCGCUCACCACCACCAAGCUGCACCACCAGAUAGGGCGGAGGAGGUCACCGGGGUUUGAAACAAAAUGGAGAAGAAGAAGAAGAACAGAGCAUUUUUGGGUGUCUUAAAGGCCUUAACUUUCUUCAUUUUUUUCUUCAACGGAAGUUGUUUAGUGAGUUGCUUAUCUCCGGAUGGACAAGCCCUUAUUUCUCUUGUUUCAGCUUCUACUAAAUCAUCUGUGCUUUCUUCAUGGAACCCUUCUAGCCGAACACCCUGUUCAUGGCAGGGGAUUACUUGUUCCCCUGAAGAAAGGGUAAUUUCAGUCUCAAUUCCAGACACAUUUCUUAACCUUUCUUCCUUGCCUUCUGAGCUUUCUUCAUUGUCAUCUCUACAGCUUUUGAAUCUUUCUUCCACCAAUAUUUCAGGCGUGAUUCCUCCUUCAUUUGGUUUGUUGUCCCAUCUUCGCCUGUUAGACCUCUCUUCCAACUCUCUUUCAGGCAGUAUUCCUUCUGAAUUAGGCCAGCUAACAUCCCUUCAGUUCCUGUACUUGAACUCCAAUAAAUUGACAGGAAAAAUACCACCCCAGCUUGCUAAUCUCUCCUCUUUGGAAAUCCUCUGUCUCCAAGAUAAUCUCCUUAAUGGGUCAUUGCCUUCACAGUUGGGUUCCUUGUCAUCACUUCAACAGCUUAGAGUAGGGGGAAAUCCAUAUUUGACUGGAGAAAUUCCACCACAGCUGGGGAGUCUUACCAAUCUGACAACAUUUGGGGCUGCUGCCACUGGACUUUCUGGUGUUAUACCACCAACAUUUGGGAACUUGGUAAAUCUUCAGACUUUAGCCCUUUAUAAUACUGAUGUGUUUGGUCCAAUACCUCCUGAACUGGGUUCAUGCUCAGAGCUCAGAAAUGUGUAUUUGCAUAUGAAUAAGCUCUCUGGAUCAAUCCCUUCUGAAUUGGGAAAGUUGCAGAAGGUUACAAGUUUGCUUCUUUGGGGGAAUUCACUCACUGGGCGUAUCCCAGCUGAGCUUUCUAACUGUUCAUCACUUGUGGUGCUGGAUGUUUCUGCAAAUGAACUGUCUGGGGAAAUUCCUGUUGAGUUGGGAAACCUAAUGGUUCUUGAACAGCUUCACUUGUCUGAUAAUGCUCUAACUGGUCAGAUUCCUUGGCAGUUGAGUAACUGUACCAGUUUAACAGCCCUGCAACUGGAUACAAAUCAAUUAUCAGGUCCAAUACCUUGGCAAAUUGGGAAUUUGAAGUACUUACAGAGCUUUUUCUUGUGGGGUAAUUCAGUCUCAGGAACCAUACCGGCAUCUUUUGGGAAUUGUACGGAGUUAUAUGCGCUUGACCUCUCAAAAAAUAAGCUCACUGGAAGAAUCCCUGAAGAGAUUUUCAGUCUGAAGAAGUUAAGCAAACUUUUGCUCCUUGGAAAUGCAUUGACUGGAGGUCUACCUGCUAGUGUGGCAAGGUGCCAGUCCUUGGUGAGAUUAAGGCUUGGAGAAAAUCAGCUUUCAGGUCAGAUUCCUAAGGAGAUUGGACAGUUGCAAAAUCUUGUUUUUCUUGAUUUGUAUAUGAACCAUUUCUCUGGUGGUUUGCCUCCUGAAAUUGCUAACAUUACUGUCCUUGAGCUAUUGGAUCUGCAUAACAAUUAUUUUACUGGAGAUAUACCAUCUCAACUUGGAGAGCUGGUAAACUUGGAGCAACUUGAUCUCAGUAGAAAUAGCUUCUCCGGCGAAAUUCCUCCAAGUUUUGGUAAUCUCAGUUAUCUGAACAAACUUAUUCUGAACAACAAUUUGUUCACUGGGACAAUCCCGAAGUCGAUUAGGAACCUUCAGAAGUUAACCCUCCUUGAUUUGAGCUUCAAUAGCCUCUCUGGUGAAAUCCCUGCAGAAGUUGGUAAUGUAAGAAGUUUGACAAUAAGUUUGGACUUGAGUUCAAAUCGUUUCACAGGCAAACUGCCAGAUACAAUGUCUGGUUUGACGCAGUUACAAUCGCUUGAUCUUUCUCGAAAUAUGCUGUAUGGAGAGAUUACAGUUUUGGGUUCUCUUUCCAGUCUCACUUCCUUGAAUGUUUCUUAUAACAACUUCUCAGGACCUAUACCAGUCUCACCAUUCUUCAAAACUCUGACAUCAAAUUCUUUUCUUGAUAACCCAAACCUUUGUGCAUCUCUUGAUGGAUACUCUUGUUCUUCACGACUGGACGGGGAAAGAAAGUGGAAAUCUGCGAAAACAAUAGCUUUAAUUGUGGUUGUUCUGGCUGUUGUGGGCAUGGCUCUUGUUGCCACAUGGAUUCUUGUUACAAAGAACAAUAAGUAUAUUUCAGGAAAGACCUCAAGCAUGUUAGCUGCCUCCAGGGAUGAGGACUUCUCCUAUCCGUGGAAUUUCAUUCCGUUUCAGAAGCUGAACUUCAGCAUUGACAACAUCCUGGAAUGUUUGAAAGAUGAAAAUAUUCUUGGGAAAGGCUGUUCUGGAGUAGUUUAUAAGGCCGAGAUGCCCAAUGGUGAGAUCAUUGCAGUAAAGAAGCUUUGGAAGACUAAGAAAGACGAAGAUCCAGUAGAUUCCUUUGCCGCUGAAAUUCAAAUUCUUGGUCACAUUAGGCAUAGAAAUAUAGUAAAGCUCCUCGGUUACUGUUCGAAUAAGAGUACUAAGCUUCUGCUUUACAACUACAUUCCAAAUGGAAACCUCCAACAGCUCUUGCAGAAUAACCGGAGCUUAGAGUGGGAAACCAGGUACAAGAUUGCUGUAGGAGCAGCCCAAGGUCUUGCAUAUCUUCAUCAUGACUGCGUACCAGCAAUUCUUCAUAGGGAUGUCAAAUGUAAUAACAUACUCCUGGAUUCUAAAUAUGAGGCGUAUUUGGCAGAUUUUGGGCUUGCAAAGCUAAUGAAUUCUCCAAAUUACCAGCAAGCGAUGUCCAGAAUAGCAGGAUCCUAUGGUUAUAUUGCACCAGAAUAUGGAUACACAGCCAACAUAACUGAGAAGAGUGAUGUUUACAGUUUCGGUGUGGUUCUGCUUGAGAUAUUAAGCGGUCGGAGUGCUAUAGAGCCUCAGGUUGGUGAUGGCAUGCACAUUGUUGACUGGGUAAAGAAGAAGAUGGGAAGCUUUGAACCGGCUGUGACAGUAAUCGAUUCAAAGCUGCAGGGCCUACCAGAUCAAAUGGUGCAAGAAAUGCUUCAGACAUUAGGUAUUGCAAUGUUCUGCGUGAACUCAUCACCGUCAGAGAGGCCGACAAUGAAGGAAGUCGUGGCGCUUCUCAUGGAAGUGAAGAGCACCCCUGAGGAGUGGGGGAAAACAUCACAGCCUCUAAUAAAGCAGUCCUCAACAACCCAAAACUGAUUUGAUUCUUGCAGGCAUUUCUUAGGUUUUCCUUCUUUCUUAGUGAGGUUGUUAGUGAUUGAUCGAUCUUCUUUUGCCCCCCCUCCCAGCUUAGGUUAAAAUCAUGAUUUUGGGGGAUCUCUUGUACAGUUGUUAGGAAUCAUUGUAUGGUUCAUUUGCUUCUAACCCUUGUAAUCUCUAUUCUGUUGAAGCAUCAAACAUCAAAUGAAUCAUAUAGUCUGUUCCCG